CAGCUCCAGCAGCCCGCCUGCUCGCGCACUCGCUCGCGGUGCCCGCUGCCCGCCGCCCACCACCCGGCUCUGGGCUGCUGGCAGCUCCGGCUACUGGCCCGGCGCUCUGGCGUGGCUCGGGCUCCAGAGGACAGGACUGAGCGACUGGCCGGCGGAGCCCUGGGCGGGCCGCAGAGGCAGGGCCCGGGAUGGCACUCUCAGUGACAGGGCUCAUCGUCUUCUCCCUCCUGCAAGCCGUCCUCUCUUUGAACCCCGAGGACCCCAACGUGUGCAGCCACUGGGAGAGCUAUGCCGUGACUGUCCAAGAAUCAUACGCGCACCCCUUCGACCAGAUCUACUACACACGAUGCACAGACAUCCUCAACUGGUUCAAGUGCACCAGGCACCGGAUCAGCUAUAAGACAGCGUAUCGGCGCGGCCUCCGGACCAUGUACCGGCGGAGGUCCCAGUGCUGCCCUGGCUACUACGAGAACGGAGACUUCUGCAUACCCCUGUGUACGGAGGAGUGUGUGCACGGCCGCUGCGUCUCCCCGGACACCUGCCACUGCGAACCCGGCUGGGGAGGGCCCGACUGCUCCAGUGGCUGCGACAGUGACCACUGGGGACCCCAUUGCAGCAACCGGUGCCAAUGCCAGAAUGGCGCCCUGUGCAACCCCAUCACCGGGGCCUGCGUGUGUGCUGCUGGCUUCCGAGGCUGGCGCUGUGAAGAGCUCUGUGCUCCCGGCACCCACGGCAAGGGCUGCCAGCUACCGUGCCAGUGCCACCACGGUGCCAGCUGCGACCCCCGCACUGGCGAGUGCCUCUGUGCACCUGGCUACACCGGUGUCUACUGCGAGGAGCUGUGCCCGCCUGGGAGCCACGGGGCUCACUGUGAGCUGCGCUGCCCCUGCCAGAACGGGGGCACCUGUCACCACAUCACUGGCGAGUGUGCCUGCCCCCCAGGCUGGACGGGAGCAGUGUGUGCCCAGCCCUGCCCACCAGGGACAUUUGGUCAGAACUGCAGCCAGGACUGUCCUUGCCACCAUGGAGGGCAGUGUGACCACGUGACUGGGCAGUGUCAUUGCACAGCAGGAUACAUGGGGGACAGGUGCCAAGAGGAAUGCCCCUUUGGGACCUUCGGCUUCCAGUGCUCUCAGCGCUGUGACUGUCACAACGGGGGCCAGUGUUCGCCCACCACCGGCGCCUGCCAGUGUGAGCCUGGCUACCAAGGCCCUCGCUGCCAGGAGCGGCUAUGCCCCGAGGGCCUGCACGGCCCGGGCUGCUCCUUGCCCUGCCCCUGCGACAACGACAACACCAUCAGCUGCCACCCAGUAACUGGAGCUUGCACCUGCCAGCCGGGCUGGUCUGGCCACCAUUGCAAUGAGUCCUGCCCUGCCGGAUACUAUGGCGAUGGCUGCCAGCUGCCUUGCACCUGCCAGAACGGCGCCGACUGCCACAGUGUCACUGGGAGCUGCACUUGUGCCCCAGGCUUCAUGGGGGAGGUCUGUGCAGUUCCCUGUGCAGCGGGGACCUACGGCCCCAACUGUUCAUCCGUCUGUAGCUGUAACAACGGUGGUACCUGCUCCCCAGUGGAUGGCUCCUGCACCUGCAAGGAAGGGUGGCAGGGUCUCGACUGUACCCUGCCAUGUCCCAGCGGGACGUGGGGCCUCAACUGCAAUGCCAGCUGCGCCUGUGCCAAUGGGGCAGCCUGCAGCCCCUCGGACGGCUCCUGCUCCUGCACCCCCGGCUGGCUGGGAGACACCUGCGAGCUGCCCUGCCCGGAUGGUACGUUUGGGCCGAACUGCAGCGAGCGCUGCGACUGCAGCCAUGCCGACGGCUGCCACCCCGUCACAGGCCACUGCUGCUGCCUGGCCGGGUGGACAGGUGUCCGCUGUGACAGCACGUGUCCACCAGGUCGCUGGGGCCCCAACUGCUCAGUCUCCUGCAACUGCGAGAACGGCGGCUCCUGCUCCCCGGAGGAUGGGAGCUGCGAGUGUGCCCCUGGUUUCCGAGGACCCUUAUGCCAGAGAAUCUGCCCCCCGGGGUUCUACGGCCACGGCUGCGCCCAGCCGUGCCCCCUCUGCGUGCACAGCAGCGGGCCCUGCCACCACGUCAGCGGCACCUGUGAGUGCCUCCCCGGCUUCUCUGGAGCUCUCUGCAACCAAGUGUGUGCUGGAGGGCACUUUGGGCAGGACUGUGCCCAGCUCUGUUCCUGUGCCAACAAUGGGACCUGCAGCCCCAUCGAUGGCUCCUGUCAGUGCUUCCCUGGAUGGAUUGGCAAGGACUGCUCACAGGCUUGCCCAGCUGGGUUCUGGGGCCCUGCCUGCUUCCACACAUGCAGCUGCCACAACGGGGCGCGCUGCAGCGCGGAGGACGGGGCCUGCCACUGCACCCCUGGCUGGACUGGACUCUUCUGCACGCAGCGCUGCCCAGCAGCAUUUUAUGGGAAGGACUGUGGGCGUGUGUGCCAGUGUCAGAACGGAGCCAGCUGUGACCACAUCAGCGGCAAGUGCACCUGCCGCACAGGCUUCACCGGGCAACAUUGCGAGCAGAGAUGCGCUCCAGGAACCUUUGGCUACGGGUGUCAGCAGCUAUGUGAGUGCAUGAACAAUGCCACCUGUGACCACGUCACCGGCACUUGUUAUUGCAGCUCCGGAUUCAAAGGAAUCAGGUGUGACCAAGCUGCCCUCAUGAUGGAGGAGCUGAAUCCUUACACCAAGAUCAGCCCGGCGCUGGGUGCGGAGCGGCACUCGGUGGGCGCCGUCACAGGCAUCAUCCUCCUGCUGUUCCUCCUCGUGGUGCUGCUGGGCCUGUUCGCCUGGCGCCGGCGACGGCAGAAAGAGAAAGGCCGCGACCUGGCUCCCCGCGUCUCCUACACGCCGGCCAUGAGGAUGACCAGCACUGACUACUCCCUCUCAGGAGCUUGUGGAAUGGAUAGACGUCAAAACACAUACAUUAUGGACAAAGGCUUCAAAGAUUACAUGAAAGAGUCUGUGUGCAGUUCUAGCACUUGUUCCUUGAAUAGCAGUGAAAACCCUUACGCCACAAUUAAGGACCCACCCGUCCUCACCUGCAAGCUUCCAGAAAACAGCUAUGUAGAAAUGAAGUCGCCUGUGCACAGGGGGUCUCCGUACACAGAUGUGCCAUCCUUGUCGACAUCUAAUAAAAAUAUAUAUGAAGUUGAGCCCACAGUCAGUGUGGUCCAAGAAGGCCGUGGUCAUAACUCCAGCUAUAUCCAGAAUCCAUACGACCUACCUAGGAACAGCCAUAUUCCUGGUCAUUAUGACCUCCUCCCCGUAAGACAGAGCCCUGCCAGUGAGCCCUUCCAGGACAAGCAGUCUUACGAGGGAUAAGCUUCUCUCUUCCAAUGUGCUCUGCUGAACAUUCUCUGACUCUCUGAAAGAAGACAAUCCCUUGACUUCUAAUAAUGGUACAGACUGACUCCAGCUGCGUGUUAGUUAUUACUUUCACCUGAAACUAAAGAAGAGCUUCCAAGUGGGACUGGGGUAUUGUUCAAAUGGUCUGUUCCCAAAGGCAAACCCUACCUCCCACCCAACCCCAACCCCAGAUGCCUUGGAUUAUGUAUUUCAAAACAUUCAGGAUACAGCUGCUCAACAUCAGCUAAAUAUAGCUAAAUAUAUUUAUUUAUAUAUUUAAUUAUCUGAAACAUGAUGCUUAAAAAGUAUGUAGAAUAGGUUUCACAAACCUUCCUGGGGGAAAGGGGAGUGGGGAGGAGAGAGGAUUAAUUUAAAAUACCAGAAAUAUGUAUGUACUUCUAGCUGCUGUUAUCAUCAACACCUGUUUGAUUACCUAAGAUAAUUAGUACACAGACACAAAUUGUGUUAAUACCAAUCCUAAAGUACCUGUACAUACAUAUCUGGUCCAUCAAAUUACAACGGUCAAGAUUACAGAGUUUAUUACAUAGUUCAAUGCUAACAACUUCAAUUUUUAAAAGACUUAAAUAAAUAGAAAUUAAUUUUCCCUCUUCUGCCCCUGCUGGUGGAAGAAGAAAAUGAGUUUUCAAAGCUCAACAGCCUCUUCCAGUCUAUGACGGUAUUUCUGGAUCCGCUUUUUACCAACUCCUGCCAACCCAAUGUUCCAGAACAUUGCAAGUCACCCUUGGCCUUGUCGUCCACCCAACACCCUAGUCAUUCCAUGGGAAAUAAAACAGAUGAUGCUUUAAGCAAGCAGUCACAGGCCGACAAGGAUUAAGUACCCCUAAAAAUGGCUAUGUGGCCUCUCAAAUUUAUUUGGUUGGCAUUCCUCGACUGACUCAGAAGACUGCGUGCUUUCAAGCAUUUCUUCAUUUUUCUGAGUUUGAUGUAAUAUGAAACCUAAAAGUGUAGAGGAAAUUAGACAAAAGAGGGUAUGUUAAGUUUAAAUUGCUUAAAGUACAUUAUGCUUUUUGAUGAAACUAAAUUGAAAUGAUCAAAGAAAGAAUGGAAUGUUGUCGGGCUGCUGCAACAUGAUGUAAAAACUUGACAGUAAACAGCAUGAAGGAUGUGAAGUACUUCUACCUUCUACCAUCAGCCCACCACCUGCUGAGAUGGCCCAAACCGAAUUACAAUGAGCUAAUGCUCCAGCUCCCAGUAUUCAAAUGUGUCCAUACCUGUCAUUACUAAUGUAUGCAGGUAAACUGGGGCUCAGAUGAGUCAAAAUGGAGCCAACUCCCAAGCCCUAAAGAGGAAGGACCUUCUCACAAGAAUUAAAGACGAAAGGGCAAAGUGAGAACACUGAUGGCCAUCCCUGUACCACUGUAUUCUCUGACAACAGUUCAGCUAGUAAAAAUACUUCCAAAAGGUAUACAAAAAAGAACUACAUGACUGCAAAGCUGGAGUAACUGCUACAGGAAGUGUGGGAGUUCUGAAACCCUUGAUACAAAUUGGAAGUCUGCCAUGGAACCCAUUAGUUUGGGAAAUAACCAGCAAAAGGAAGAAAAAUGAUGAGUAAAUGCCCCUCCCCCACUUGACUCAAGGCUUAAGCAAAUGUUGUUAGGGGAAAAUAUCUAAUACUUAACAUGAAUGCUGCAUGUGUGCAUGGGAGCAAGUGAUCAGCAAUAGCAAAUUUACUUUCCAAAAAUGCCUUAUUAAAUAUAAAUACUAGAAAAGUACUUUGUAGACCGAAGUAAAUAUUUCUCAUAUAUAUGUAGAAAGAAGUAUAGAUAAGAGACUUACCUCAGUAUUUCAAGGCAGCAAGUACUCAAUUAUCUUCGUGAAGCAAGGACUGAGAAUCAUGGUGAAGUCAGAUCAGCAAGGAGAAACGCCAUCUCAAUCGCAGGUUUUAUCUUCUUCCCCCCCCUGCAUGUAAGUAAUUGCUGCCUGGCACGCUGCAAACAAGCACCAUCACCCACCCAAGUUUCAAGUUUCACCUCUCUUUUGCCAACUAUCUUCUGCGCAAAUUUCAGCAAGAGGUGGCAUGGUGGAAUUGCUAAAGCACUGGGUCAAGAGAUUUGAAUGUUACUUGCCCUCUUGGGGCUCUUUUUACACCUGUAUGUUAAAAAAAAUGGAGUAGCAAAGAGGGGGGUAAGGGAACCCUAAAACCCUUCAGCUCUAGCAUUCUCAUUUUUAAAGAAAUGCACUGCAAAUUAAAUCAGGCAAUACAGGAACAGGGAAAGACAGAGGGUGUGAUUAAUCGAUGGUGACAACUGUUGUCUUCACAUUAUCUAAGAGUUACUAGUAAAAGACAUUUCAAUCUUACAGAGCAACUAUUAGGAACUUCUGUCUAGCACUGCCGCAAGUAAGUUCAUGGUCGGCCUAAAUGCACUAUGCAUUGUAUUGACAGCUUGGGAAGAUCUGUGCAGUUAGUUUACAGAAACUAAGUUUUCACUCAAAGUGAUCUGCAUAUAAUUCAAAUGAAUGAAGAAAAUACAAUUAUUGUGUAAUAGCAUAAGUGUGACUAUGAAAUGGCAAUACUUUUUUAAACAACCCAGAUUUAUAUUUGUUCACUGUGCAGAGGGAUCAUACCUUGUACAAAAUAAAAUUAAUUUCUCAAACUAAUUUA
This is a messenger RNA of Phyllostomus discolor (pale spear-nosed bat), 5979 nucleotides long. It is a transcript of the gene MEGF11, whose product is annotated as multiple EGF like domains 11. The record is from RefSeq and is a predicted model, not a curated record. Gene Ontology annotation, molecular function: protein binding; scavenger receptor activity. NCBI's taxonomy places the organism in Eukaryota, Metazoa, Chordata, Mammalia, Chiroptera, Phyllostomidae. Gene Ontology annotation, cellular component: membrane. The coding region runs from base 189 to 3332 and encodes 1047 amino acids. The transcript has 23 exons.